AUGAGUGAUCUUCCUACUGAUCCUGGACUGCGAAUUCCAAUUUCAGAUUAUAGCCUGAAUAUUCAAGAUCAAAUCCGAAGACAUUAUUUGCAGCAAGGGCCUUGUCAACCAAAAAAUCAUAAAUUUCUUCCGAAACUUUUUGGAGGCGUGGAGCGUCGGUUCAACAUUGAAUGGUAUGAUCAAUUUCCUACUUGGUUAGAGUAUAUCAUCGAUAAAAAUUCUGCAUUUUAUCUAUAUUGUUAUCUUUUUAAGCAAAAUAAUGGAAAACAAGGUGGUGGUGAGAUAUUUGUUAGUAAGGGUUUUUCAAAUUGGAAUAAAACAGAAACAUUUGCAAAUCAUGUUGGAAAACAUGAUAGUUCUCAUUACGAAUGUUACAAGAAAUGUGAAGCCUUGAUGAAUGAAAAACAACAAAUUCAACACAUUUUUGUCAAGAAAAACGACAAAGAUCGAAAAAGUUAUCGUGUUCGAUUAACUGCAUCAGUUGACAGUAUUCGAUUUCUUCUACGACAAGGUCUUGCAUUUCGUGGUCAUGAUGAGUCUGAAGAUUCUAAUAAUCAAGGUAACUUUCUUGAACUUCUAAAUUUUUUGGCUGAUCAUAAUGAGGAAGUUAGAGCUGUUGCUUUGAAAAAUGCUCCUGAAAACCUUAGAUUGACUUCCCCAAGGAUUCAGAAAGACAUUGUAAAUGCAUGUGCUAUUGAAACAAUUGAUGUUAUUAUUAAAGACAUGGGAGAUGCUAUAUUUUCUAUUUUAGUUGAUGAAUCUCGUGAUGUAUCUAUAAAGGAGCAAAUGGUUGUAAUGUUUCGUUAUGUGGACAAGAGAGGGUAUGUGAUUGAACGAUUCAUAGGCAUUGAACAUGUUCCAAAUACAACAGCAAUCUCACUAAAAAUAGCAAUUGAUAAGCUAUUUUCAAAGCAUGGGUUGGGCAUAUCUAGACUACGAGGUCAGGGAUAUGAUGGAGCUAGUAACAUGAGUGGAGAAUUCAAUGGUUUGAGGAGUAUUAUCAUGAAGGAGAAUGAAUGUGUUUUUUUUGUUCACUGUUUUGCUCAUCAACUUCAAUUAGCACUCAUGGGUGUAGCCAAAAAACAUGAUUUAAUAGGUACUUUUCUCACUGUGGUAUCCAAUGUGGUGAAUAUUGUUGGAGCAUCAUCUAAGCGUCGUGGCAUUCUUCGAGAAAAACAAGCUCAGAAAGUCAUUGAAGCCUUAAAAAGUGGACAACUUUCAAGUGGAAAAGGCUUAAAUCAAGAAAAUGGGAUUAAGCGUCCAUGUGAUACACGAUGGGGAUCACACUUUGGCACUUUGGUAAGCUUCACUAUCAUGUUUUCAUCUAUCCUUGAUGUACUUGAGGAAAUUACAAAUGAUAGUUUGAAUAGUGACCAAAAAUAUGAAGCAUUUAUUAUGUUACAAGUGGUGCAAUCAUAUGACUUUGUGUUUAGUUUGCAUUUGGUAAAAAAUAUACUUGGAAUCACAAAUGAGUUGUCGCAAGUCUUACAAAAAGGUGAUCAAGAUAUUGUGAAUGCCAUGGAUUUAGUUAAAGUAUGCAAGGAGCAAUUACAAAUAAUGAGAGAUAAUGGAUGGGAUUCCUUAGUAGAAGAAGUUUCUAAGUUUUGUGUGGAAUUCAAUAUCGAUGUUCUAAAUAUGGAUGGAAUUGUGAUAGAUUUACAACUACAAGAGCUACAUAGUCGUUUUAAUGAGGCUAACACUGAGUUGCUACUUUGUGUAGCAUGUUUGUCUCCAAAUAAUUCUUUUGAUGCUUUUGACAAGGAAAAGCUAAUUCAAUUGAAAGGAAUUGCUGACCUUUCAAAAAGAUUAGUGGAGACAAAUAAACGUGAGGUAUAUCCAUUGGUAUAUUUGCUUAUUAAAUUGGCAUUAACACUCCCAGUUGCAAUAGCUUCAGUAGAAAGGGCAUUUUCAGCUAUGAACAUUGUGAAAAAUCAAAUGCGCAACAAAAUGGGAGAUGAAUGGUUGAAUGAUAGCUUGACUGUGUAUCUUGAAAAAGAUAUAUUCAAUAUUAUUGACAAUGAGACUAUUAUUCAUCGUUUUCAAAACAUGAAAACUCGUUGA
Molecule: messenger RNA, 2061 nt
Organism: Humulus lupulus (European hop)
Lineage: Eukaryota; Viridiplantae; Streptophyta; Magnoliopsida; Rosales; Cannabaceae
Exons: 4
Coding region: 1-2061 (686 amino acids)
Molecular function (GO): protein dimerization activity
Source: RefSeq, a predicted model, not a curated record